UCCUCCUUUCCCUCCUCCCCGAAGGCAGAUCGGCGUUCACAGCCGCUUUGUUUAGAGCUUAAACUAAGAUCUAAACUCGGGUCCUGUUUUUGAUGGGGAAUCCUAACAAACGGCAUUUAUAACUAACAAAGAUCCGCGGAAACAAAGGUGGAAAUGUCUGCAGGAACAUGCGCGUCUCUCUGCUGCGCUUUGCUGCUUGUUGGCGUCUCCGUGUGUGCAGAGCAGAGAAACAUCACAGCUGAGCCUGGACAGAACGUCAUUCUGCCAUGUCGAGCUCCAAAUAAGAACCAGAUCAGAGCUGUAGUGUGGGCCAAACCUGUUCUAGAAGAUGAACACGUGUAUUUGUACCGGGACGGACGGUUCGAUCCAGGAGAGCAGAAUCCAGUUUACAGGAACCGGGUGGAUCUGCAGGACAGACGGAUGAAGGAUGGAGACGUGUCUCUGAUUAUGAAGAAUGUGACAGUUAAUGACUCUGGGACAUACGAGUGUCGCAUCAUCCAGAUAGAAAAGGGCCGUAGUAACAAGGCACCCAGCAUCAUCUACCUGAGUGUUGCUCCUCCAGGUGAGCCCAGAGGGCGGAGCUGGAGCGGUUCUUUUGGACUCGUAGUUCACCCGUAUGUUCCUCUUCUGCUUCUUGCUGUAGCUUUUCUUUUUUGAGCUACAGAAAAUGAACAUAAGAAAGCUGAUCUGAGGACAGCCUGACCUCAGAGAUGGUGAACGUCCAGCAGACAGCGAUCAGCAGCAGAUUUCAAAUCUCUAAAAUUUGGCCUGUGUGUCAGCGGCUUUAUCACCCACACUGUUUUUACAGCUCACACCAAGUAAAGCUGAAUUACUCAGGUAAUAUUAAUGUAUGUGCAGUAGUAUUAGUGCUGCACAUACAUCAGAAUCAAUGAGUUUGAAGUAGUUUUUAUUCUUCGUAAAACACUGUUUAUAAAGAGAAUUCAUCAAAUUUGUGUAUAAGAUUGUAAAUACCUGUUAUUUAAGCUGCACUCAUACAUUGUGUCCGGUGUGUGAUUGACCUCUGAUCUAAAACUCAGUGUCGUGUGUGUUACAGUGUUAGAAUCAGUGUUUCAGCUUCAGCAGCUGUUUGAAUGACCAGACUUGUCAUGUGAGGUUUGAAUCAUCAUGCAGAGAUCAGCUGUUACAGUGUAACUACACAGUGGCUGAACCAGCUGACAACAUAAUGUGUGACAGUGUGAGUGUGGGUGCAUGACUGUGGAUUAAACAGAAUAAUGUGACGGCCUCAGGGCUGGGGUUGUCUUCUCAUCUCUUCCAGGUAAUUGGUGGGAGGAGCAGAUGUAGUACACAGGGAACUGUCUGCUCACACACUGCAGUGGUUAUUCUUGAUGAGCGGUUCCACAACUUACUAUUUUAAGAGAGCCGGUUGUGUGUGAGGAGUUUAUUGUGUCAACUGUAGCUCGGUGGUGGAUGUGGGUGGAGGUGUAUGCUCACAACACGUGUGUUUGUUUUUGGUGGGGUGGCUGGUUUAGGCAGUUGCCUUCUCACACCUCUGACGUAGUGUGGAAGCACCUCCCACAGUGAACUACCUGAACACUAGUGUGGAGCUGGAUGGGACGGCUGUCCUCCUGGCCCUUCUUGGCGAGACCCUGCUGCACCCUGACUCAACUCUGACCUGUUUCUGGUUUUCAUGUGUGUUCUGAAUAAGUGCUGAGAUGACCAGUUCUUACAGACUGCUGGCCACUUUGUUAGUAACUGGUUGUGUUAUGGGACCACUGCAGGGUCAGCAGAUCCCUUUAGCUAGGAUUAUUUAUGGAUGAUAAGUAAAUCAGUACCUUGGAAUGAAUGAUCCCUAAUCUGGCUUGUGGCUGUUGUGCUCUUUUGUAUUGCUCGUGUUACUGUAGUUUGUGUUCAGUGAAGUGUGAUGAUGUGGAACCCUUAUUCACAGGUGUAACCAUACGGAGGGGAGGGUCAUGAUAUGGCCGUCCCAUUAGGUCCAUUAGGAGAAGCUUUUUCUCGUGAUCUGUCCUGCUUGGUCUGCAGUUGGUGUCAGUCUAGAACCUGUAAGCGUGUCAGAGUCGUGUGGUUUUAGUAUUUAAGCAGCUGCUGACAGCUCCAUUAACACGUCUUCACAUAAUUCAGACUCAGUCCUCGUGGGUGUUGGGCUUCACCAAGCAGUGAAGCUGCUGAACUCGGUGGCCUCGCUUGGUCAUCAGGCUGCAUCCAUAGACUGCACAGGUGUCUUUGUCAUUUCUUGGUUUGCACGGCUGCGAUUCAUCAUCUUGACUCUUUUCUUUAUAACAUUGAAGGUAAAACCAUUUCUACAAAGGAUACAGCAGUGCAUCCUUACAGUGUAGCUCCUCCUGCAGCCUCCUCUUUCCUGUACCUGAGACAUGCUUCACUACGGAGCACUGAGACAGCAGGACGGAGGAGACGAGGAGGCUAAAAUUAGAGAAAUAAGAGGAAAAAAAGCCUGAUAUUUGUGUAUGGUUAGACAUUUUAAAAGUUUGAUGUGUAUUCACUUUGAUUUGCGCAGCAUCAAAUCAGAAGAUGAGUCGUGUCAACUUUAAACAGUUACAUUUCAAAGAGAUGUUCGCUCAGUAGGAUGUGGUUGUGAAACAUAAACAUGUUUGUGCUGCUUCCUCUUUUCAAGCCUCUUUUUUGCUAAAAAAGGUAAUUACCAAAUAUCAUCCCUCCUAAAAAAGGGGAAGCUCAGCGAGCUGACGGCACAGCUUUCCCUCUGAAAACAUCUGUAAUGCAGCACCAGCCAACUGUUAGCCAGCCUGAAAAUACUCAGUUUGAAUUGGUCUGAAAAAUAAUAAAAUGUAACCAAGUUAUUAUGUUUCCUUUGGGUUAAUGCAUGUUGACU
Messenger RNA from Archocentrus centrarchus (flier cichlid), 2827 nucleotides. Its product is annotated as myelin-oligodendrocyte glycoprotein-like. Lineage: Eukaryota; Metazoa; Chordata; Actinopteri; Cichliformes; Cichlidae. Gene Ontology annotation, cellular component: external side of plasma membrane. Gene Ontology annotation, molecular function: signaling receptor binding. The transcript is spliced from 3 exons. The record is from RefSeq and is a predicted model, not a curated record. The coding region runs from base 154 to 657 and encodes 167 amino acids. Gene Ontology annotation, biological process: regulation of cytokine production; T cell receptor signaling pathway.